Arabidopsis lyrata subsp. lyrata is the source of this 2086-nucleotide messenger RNA. RefSeq names its product protein TWIN LOV 1. Gene Ontology annotation, cellular component: nucleus. The record is from RefSeq and is a predicted model, not a curated record. The transcript is spliced from 7 exons. NCBI's taxonomy places the organism in Eukaryota, Viridiplantae, Streptophyta, Magnoliopsida, Brassicales, Brassicaceae. Bases 459 to 1619 code for a protein of 386 amino acids.
AAAUAUCUGAAUAUUUAUUUUUAAUUUUUAACAACUCGAAGAACAGAGCAACGCGACAAAACCAAUCGUCUUCUUCCGAUAGCCACAGAAAAUCGAAAGAAUAAAAAAAAUCAGACAAGAAGAAAGAAGAACGUUUCUUCUAAAAGAGAGCGAUUACAUCAAAUUGACACUAAUUUCUCAUUUCUCAAUCCCGUAUCUCUCAUUUCAUCAUCUUCUUCUUCUUUCUCCUUACUUGAGAAUCUCUGGUUUUUCUUUCGUUCUACAAAGUUUCGAUUUUUUUCCCAUGAAAACAUUUUCUUGAUUCCCGAUUUCAAAUUUCCAUACCUGGGUUUGGUGUUUCGGAUUCACUUUGAAGAAAAAGUUUCUCAAUUUCGCCUCAAAACCCACAUGGGAUUGGCACUAAACACUAGACUGACAAGAAGAACAAGAGUAAUAGUCAUCGAGUGUUUAUUACGAUUAUGUCCUUAACGAAAUCUUCAGAAGAAGAUUCCUUUAACGGUCGAUACACUUUAUGGAUCACAGAAGCUUUAGAAGAGCUUCCUCACAAUUUCACAAUCACCGACCCGUUUAUUUCGGGUCACCCGAUUGUUUUCGCGAGCUUAGGGUUUUUGAAAAUGACUGGGUAUUCACGAGAAGAAGUCAUCGGAAGAAACGGUAAAGUUUUUCAAGGACCUAAGACUAAUCGAAGAUCAAUCAUGGAGAUUCGUGAAGCUAUUCGUGAAGAGAGAUCUGUUAUGGUUAGCUUGUUGAAUUAUCGUAAAUCUGGAUCUCCGUUUUGGAUGUUGUUUCAUAUGAGCCCUGUUUUUGGGAGAGAUGAUGGUAAAGUUAUCAAUUUUGUGGCGGUUCAGGUCCCGAUUUCGGGACAAGAACAUCGGAAGCUCGGAGUUAUGUCGUCGGAUCAUUCUGAAUUGGUGUUUGGUUCUUGUCGAAGAGAGGUUUGUUUUGGUAGUUUCGUGCAUCAGAAUCGAGCUUCACCAGUGGAAUGUGAUGAUGAGCAAGGAUUAGAGGAUUGGGAACACUGUGAAGCGAGUGAGUCUGAGAAGCUAAAAGCUGUGGAAGCAGUUAACAAUGUGUUAUCUAUUUUAACACGUUAUAGCGAGUUGAGUGGUAGAUUAGUCUGCGGAAAGCGGUACUGCUUGCGAGGAGUAGAUUGUCUAAGCUCGUCACUAGUUAUUUCUCUUGGUAGAAUCAAACAAAGUUUCGUAUUAACUAAUCCAUGCUUACCCGACAUGCCUAUCAUUUACGCGAGUGAUGCCUUUUUGACACUGACCGGUUACAAGAGACAGGAAGUGUUGGGACAAAACUGCAGAUUUCUGAGUGGGGUUGAUACCGAUUCCUCAGUACUAUACGAGAUAAAGGAGUGCAUCUUAAAGGGACAAUCAUGCACAGUUCAAAUACUAAAUUACAGUAACAGAAAAGAUAAGAGCUCAUUCUGGAAUCUUCUUCACAUAUCACCAGUUCGUAAUGCUUCCGGCAAGACAGCAUAUUUUGUGGGUGUUCAGGUGGAAGCAAGUUGUAGAAAUACUGAAAGUAAAGAGCUGAGACCAGAGACAAGGCAACUGAGUGUGGUUGGUGCGGUUAGAGUUGCGGUUAGGAGCUCAUUGAUGGUAACAUGCUAAUAUACGCCCGAAAGAAAAUGUCUCUUAGAAAGAAAAGUAGAAAAGAGUAUGAAGUGAAUUGGAUAUACAUCUUUACUAUGUUGUAGGUAUAUAAUCAUUUUACACGAAUAAAGUCUAUAUUGUGAUCAUUAAAACUUGGUUCAGCUGAGUCCAAAGUCUAUGAAUUUUCAGAACAAAAAGAUGGUAAUAGAAAAAGGAAGUUAGUACAUGAGUAUAAUUGUUUAGUACAUGAGGGAACGAAAUAGCAGGAGGCAUGGGGAAUCACCAUUACCGCCAGCGCAACUGCUUCGUAACCUCGACAAACAGGUUCGGAAUAGGAUCUCCUCGAUACGGGAACAAGGAGAUAGAAGAUAUGAUAGAUGUAUGGAAGCUUGGUUUGCUUCAAGAUAAGGAGUAGUCUAAUGAGUUGUAUACAAACCUUUUAACCAAUCGUUGUACUUGAUAUAAAAACGUUUUUUUCGAAUAAA